UGAAUCUUGACCUUGGUGUUUCCCAAGUGUGUAGAGACCAGACGACAAGAGAGUGUAGACUCCUCACCACCUCGCCUACCUAUCACCGACUAUCAACCGCCACCCCGGUCGACAAUCAUCCAUCACCAUGUCUGCCCCUUCUCUCGUCCAGGCCGUCGCUAAGCGGGGCUGGUUGAACAAGAUGCUCAAGCCCGUCUCCAACUGGUACAUCAAUGCCGCCGGCUACCGUCAGAUGGGUCUCCGCGCCGACGACCUCAUCUCCGAAGAGAACGAGACCGUCCUCGCCGCCCUCCAGCGCCUUAGCCCCAAGGAGUCGUACGACCGCAUCUACCGCAUCCGCCGCGCCACCCAGCUCUCCCUCACCCACAAGCUCCUGCCCAAGAACGAGUGGACCACCCAGGAGGAGGACGUCCCCUACCUCCGCCCCCUGAUCGACCAGAUCGAGGCCGAGGCCGCCGAGAAGGACGCUCUCGACACCCUGGCUGUCGUCAAGAACUAAACGCGGGACUUAUGAAGGUUUUUCCGUUAUCCGCGCGCGGUGGGAACUGGACUGGCCGACUUUUCGACGGGAACCGAACCUUUGUUUUGGGGG
Molecule: messenger RNA, 592 nt
Organism: Neurospora tetrasperma FGSC 2508
Lineage: Eukaryota; Fungi; Ascomycota; Sordariomycetes; Sordariales; Sordariaceae
Exons: 3
Coding region: 128-499 (123 amino acids)
Biological process (GO): mitochondrial electron transport, ubiquinol to cytochrome c
Source: RefSeq, a predicted model, not a curated record